Molecule: messenger RNA, 3027 nt
Organism: Nicotiana attenuata
Lineage: Eukaryota; Viridiplantae; Streptophyta; Magnoliopsida; Solanales; Solanaceae
Exons: 9
Biological process (GO): DNA integration
Molecular function (GO): nucleic acid binding
Source: RefSeq, a predicted model, not a curated record
GAUCUGAGACAGGUGAAUCUGGUUAUCAUACUGGUGCGCAUCCGUGAGCGGACUUGGGACUUCUACGAUGGGACUCAGCCAGUUGCUGUAGUGGCACACCAGCCCAGGCCAGCUGUGGAUGAAAGGGUGCGGAGGUUUGUCGCUGGAUUGCAGCCCGGGAUUCGAUUUAGUAUGGCUCGAGAGGUGGAGAUGGGCAUAGAGUAUCAGCUAGUGGUCGAGAUUGCUCGCCGGAUUGAGGGAUAUUGCCAGUGGGGUCCCCAGGGCCCUUCUGAUUCUUAUUUUAGUGCCAUGCCGGAGAGUUCAUGUUGUCCACCGGCUAUCCAGGCUUCUUCCAGCGGGUCUAUGGGUUAUCAGGGUCAGCCAUCAGGGCAGCAGGUAGCCGCCCCGCGCUAUGCUUCGGUAUUAUUUGAUCCGGCGUCUACCUACUCAUAUGUAUCACCUCUGUUUGCUCGUUUCCUGGUUAUUUCUUCUGAGCCGUUGGGCACUCCUGUUCAUGUGUCCACUCCUGUGGGUGAUUCUAUGGUUGUGGAUCGGAUCUACCGGUCCUGUGUGGUCACUUUCUGUGGUUUCAAGACUAGGGCAGAUCUUCUGUUGCUUGAUAUGAUUGAUUUUGAGGUCAUCCUGGGCAUGGAUUGGUUAUCUCCAUAUCACGCCGUCCUUGACUGCCAUGCCAAGACUGUUUCACUAGUGAUACCAGGAUCACCGAGAUUGGAGUGGAAGGGUUCCACAGUGGAUAUGCCUAGCAGGGUUAUCUCUUUCCUGAAGGCUCGACACAUGGUCGAGAAGGGGUGUUUGGACUAUCUAGCUUAUGUUCGAGACGUCACCACAGAGUCUCCGACGAUUGAUUCAGUGCCAGUGGUCCGAGAGUUCGCCGAUGUAUUUCCUUCUGAUCUUCCUGGCAUGAUUUCGGAUCGUGAUAUUGAUUUCUGUAUUGACUUAGUCACCAUCAAGAACAAGUACCCGUUGCCUCGUAUUGAUGAUUUGUUUGACCAGUUGCAGGGAGCUAGAGUGUUCUCUAAGAUUGACCUGAGGUCAGGGUAUCAUCAGCUGAAGAUUCGGGACUCGGAUGUUCCGAAGACUGCAUUCAGGACUAGAUAUGGCCACUAUGAGUUUCUGGUGAUGUCUUUCGGCUUGACCAAUGCACCCGCAACAUUUAUGGACCUGAUGAACAGGGUGUUCAGGCCUUAUAUCGAUUCCUUUGUUAUCGUCUUCAUUGACGACAUCUUGAUAUACUCACGUAGCCAAUCACCCUUGACUAGACUGACCCAUAAGGGUGCCCCAUUCAUUUGGUCCGAUGAUUGUGAGGAGAGCUUUCAAAAGCUCAAGGUAGCUUUGACUACGGCACCAGUUCUUGUAUUGCCUUCCGGUACGGGGAUGUAUACGGUAUAUUGUGACGCUUCGCGCAUUGGUUUGGGAUGUGUGUUGAUGCAGGAGGGGCGAGUUAUUGCAUAUGCCUCGCGUCAGCUGAAGAUUCAUGAUAAGAAUUACCCUGUGCACGAUCUGGAGUUGGCAGUGUACACCAAUCACCGCAGCUUAAAACAUUUAUUCAGGCAGAGGGAUCUCAAUUUGAGACAGCGCAGGUGGCUUGAGCUGCUGAAGGAUUAUGACAUUACCAUUCUUAAUCAUCCGGGCAAGGCGAAUGUAGUAGCGGAUGCCUUGAGCAGAAAGGCGGAGAGCAUGGGUAGCUUGGCAUUCAUUCCAGUAGAGGAGAGGCCCCUAGCUCUGGACAUCCAGUCCUUAGCUAACAGGCUUGUGAGGUUGGACAUUUCAGAGUCCAGCCGAGUUCUAGCAUGUGUGGUUGCUCAGUCCUCGUUAUUGGGGGAGAUUAAGGCCCGACAGUUCGAUGAUCCACAUUUGGCAUUUCUCAGAGAGACGGUACUUCAGGGAGGUGCCAAGGAGGUUUCUAUUGGCGAGGAUGGCGUCAAGUAUGAACAUCAGAGGCUAGGUGGCCUCCUUCAGCAGAUGCCCAUACCAGAGUGGAAGUGGGAACGCAUCACCAUGGACUUCGUAGUUGGGCUACCGCAGACUUUGCGGAAGGUUGAUUCAGUGUGGGUCAUUGUGGAUAGGUUGACCAAGUCGACCCAUUUUAUUCCAGUGGCGACUACUUAUACAGCGGAGAGGUAUGCUCAGAUUUACAUUCGGGAGAUAGUCCGAUUGCAUGGUGUGCCGGUGUCCAUCAUAUCAGACAGAGGCCCUCAGUUCACUUCCCAUUUCUGGAGAGCCGUGCAGAGUGAGUUGGGGACUCGUGUAGAGCUUAGCACAGCAUUCCAUCCUCAGACCGACGGACAGUCGGAGCGGACAGUGCAGAUCUUGGAGGAUAUGCUUAGAGCAUGUGUGAUUGACUUUGGAGGGCAGUGGGAUCAGUUCUUGCCCUUAGUGGAGUUUGCGUACAACAACAGCUACCAGUCCAGCAUAGAGAUGGCCCCGUAUGAGGCUUUAUAUGGUCGACGUUGUCGUUCUCGUAUCGGGUGGUUUGAGCCUGGUGAGGCUAAGUUACUUGGCACAUAUUUGGUACAGGAUGCCUUGGAUAAGGUAAAGUUGAUUCAGGGGAGGCUUCGCAUAGCUCAGUCCAAGAAAAUGAGCUACGCGGACCAGAAGGCGCGGGAUGUAUCAUUUAUGGUUGGCGAGAAGGUUCUCUUGAAAGUCUUGCCCAUGAAGGGCAUUAUGAGGUUCGAGAAGAAGGGCAAGUUGAGCCCAAGGUUCAUUGGCCCCUUUGAGGUGUUGAGACGAGUUGGGGAGGUGGCUUAUGAGCUUGCCUUACCCCCUAGUUUAGCGGGAGUUCACCCAGUUUUUCAUGUCUCGAUGCUUCGGAAGUAUCAUGCCGACCUAUCCCACGUGUUGGACUUUAGCACCAUUCAGUUAGAUGAGAGUUUGGGCUAUGAGGAGGAGCCAGUUGCUAUUAUUGAUAGACAGGAUCGCCAGCUGAGGUCCAAGAAGAUUUCUGCGGUGAGAGUCCAGUGGAGGGGCCAACCGGUCGAGGAGGCGACCUGGGAGUCCGAGGAGGACAUGCGGAGCAGAUAUCCCCAC